Molecule: messenger RNA, 3472 nt
Organism: Salvelinus namaycush (lake trout)
Lineage: Eukaryota; Metazoa; Chordata; Actinopteri; Salmoniformes; Salmonidae
Product: pyruvate dehydrogenase [acetyl-transferring]-phosphatase 1, mitochondrial-like
Exons: 9
Coding region: 206-1780 (524 amino acids)
Biological process (GO): protein dephosphorylation
Molecular function (GO): protein serine/threonine phosphatase activity; cation binding
Source: RefSeq, a predicted model, not a curated record
GUGAGCCAAUCAGCGUUUAGUAUAUUGUGAGCUGGAGAGAGAGAUGCAGGAGGGUGGGUAGCGUAGGAAAACGAAAUAGUAAACUCAGAGAAUAAGGUGUAGGAGUGUUGGCGCUGCUCUGAGAGUGUGUGUGUGUGUGGCGCUGCUCUGAGAGUGUGUGUGUGUGGCGGUGCUCUGAGAGUGUGUGCGCCCAGAGCGAGCCACCAUGCCCGUGACAUCACAGCUGUUCCGAGGCUUCCCUCGGGCGAAGCUCUGGGGUUCCUCCCUGUUCCCAUGCCAACGCCAGCUCCCCUGCUGCCCCACCUCCCACCGGCCCACCUUGUCGCAGCCCCACCCCAUAUGGCCGACAGCCAUGCCCGUGCGUGGCUAUAGGAGGAGCCCUGACCUCCACAGCUACAAUCUCACCCCCCCACAGGUCAACUCAAUCCUCAAAGCCAACGAGUACAGCUUCAAGGUUCCGGAGUUUGAUGGUAAGAAUGUGUCGUCGGUGAUGGGGUUCGACAGUAACCAGCUGCCUGCCAACGCACCCAUCGAGGACCGGCGCAGCGCUGCCACCUGUCUGCAGACGCGGGGGAUGCUGCUGGGAGUGUUCGACGGCCAUGCGGGCUGUGCCUGUGCACAGGCGCUGAGUGAGAGGUUGUUCUACUACGUAGCCAUGUCCUUGAUGCCCCAUGAGACCCUGUGUGAGCUGGAGUCGGCAGUAGAGGCUGGCAGACCCCUCAGCCCCAUCCUGCAGUGGCACAAACACCCCAACGACUACUUCACCAGGGAGGCACAGACUAUGUACUUCAACAGCCUCAGAACCUACUGGCAGGAACUCAUAGACCUCAGCAGUCCAGGGGAGAGCCUAGGGCCCAGAGAGGCGUUGCUGAGUGCCUUUAAGAGACUGGACAGUGACCUGUCUCUGGAGGCUCAGGUGGGAGAUGCCAAUUCCUUCCUCCACUACUGGGUUCUGAGAGUGGCCUUCUCUGGAGCGACUGCCUGCAUAGCUCACAUCGAUGGAUCCGACCUGUAUGUAGCGAACACGGGCGACGGCCGGGCGGUGCUGGGGGUCCAGGAGGAGGACGGCUCGUUCAGCGCUCACACGCUCUCCAACGACCACAACGCCCAGAAUGAGAACGAGGUGGCCCGCAUCCAGGAGGAGCACCCGCCCUCUGAGAAGAAGACUGUCGUACGACAGGACCGGUUGUUGGGCCUGCUGAUGCCGUUCCGUGCGUUUGGAGAUGUGAAGUUCAAGUGGAGCAUUGACUUGCAGCGAGGUGUGUUGGAGUCAGGACCAGACCAGCUCCAUGACAACGAACACACCAAGUUCAUCCCCCCCAAUUACCACACCCCUCCCUACCUCACGGCCGAGCCUGAGAUCACACACCACCGCCUCCGACCUCAGGACCGCUUCCUGGUGCUGGGUACAGACGGGCUGUGGGAGACGCUCCACCGACAGGAGGUGGUCCGGAUCGUAGGGGAGUAUCUAACGGGGGUCCACCAGCGCCAGCCCCUCACCGUGGGGGGUUACCAUGUCACCCUGGGACAGAUGCAGGGGCUGCUGGCUGAGAGGAAGGCCCGUGCCUCCUUGGCGUUCCAGGACCAGAACGCUGCCACCCACCUGAUUCGCCACGCAGUGGGCAACAAUGAGUUUGGAGCAGUGGACCACGAGACGCUGUCCAAGAUGCUGUCUCUGCCUGAGGAACUGGCCCGCAUGUACCGUGACGACAUCACCAUCAUCAUCACACAGUUCAACCCACACGUGGUUGGACACCAGCGCCAAGGGGGGGAGUCCUGAGCCAGCUCAGCCUAUCAGAGGGGAAUGUGGACAUGAACAGGAAGUUUACUAUUUAGGAGGAAAAACACUGAUGUGAGGACUGGGUCUUGCUACAGACACAUGGUUAAGCCCUCAUUUUUAUUUUACCAAACGUGCACAAAACAUACUGUUUAUGGACUAACCCUGCAGAGGGAGGACUGUCUACCUUCAGACUCCUUAUUUUAGGGUUGUUAUUGAAGAGGUGCGUGUACAGUAUGUGCACAUGUGAGCACACAGUCCUGGUCAUGUGGAUUGUUCAAAUGCUUGCUGAAACUGAUCACAAGUUGGCUCUUUUGUGGCCUUGUGUGUGUAUGAAGCUUUUAAAGGAUAUUUGAUCAACCUCCCUGCAGCUGCUCUGCUCUGUCACAGUCUGCCCAUAGGAAACUUUCAUUUGUGCCAAAAGAGUUUGCUGCUUUAUAACUAUGUUGUCUGAGCAUUGAGGUAAUGAUACGGUGGCAGCCUUUGUGUUUGUUCAAUCUGGCCUGUCUACUCUACAAACAUCCCUCUUUCAUAUCACAGAUUCUGUGCUGUGCAGUUGCAGCAUCUGUCUUGCUCUAGAGCUGCAACUGGCCUCCAUCCUGGCUCUACCGCAUGGCUCUGCUGUUACGUAGUAGGGCUCUGUCUGUCUGUGUUCUGUCAUUGGAUGGAUCAGUGUCCUUUAUACUUGUUACAGACAGACAGCCAAGAGCUCCCAGGCACACUUCUUGUUAUCUUAUAUUUUGAAUAAUGUUUAUUUAAAAUGUUUUUAAUCUGAUUUCAAACGUUGACUGUUUUGUCAACCUUAGAGAGGAAUAACUGCCUGUGUCUAUAAAGCAGAUUUGAGCAGAUUUUAUUGCUCUGAGACAGACGGCAUCACUAAGAUAGGAACCAGUAGAGCUACGUAGUGUGCAGGCUUUAGAUCCAACACCUCUAUCACAACUACUCACCCAAAGCAAUCAGGUUUGUUAUGCGCUGAGUGUGUCUGAUUCUACAGCAGACUGAAGGAGUGGUGGUAUUCUGUAGAGGAGGGAGAGAGAGGGGUGUGUGAUCAGACGCUUAUUGUUUUAGGGUUGCGGAGUAUACAUGUUUCAAAGGAACAUAGUGGUUGAACCUCUCGUUUUUUUGACAAUUAUACGCUCAUACGGGGGGAUAUGGUAUACUAACGUCAUCAUGCUUACAUGGUGUGUAUUUUAUCAAAAAUGUUUUAAAAAGUAAACUUUUUAGUUUUUAACAGUGAUUCAUUGCUAGCCUGGUGUCAGAUCUCUGUCUGAGGUAACCAUGGAAUUAGAAAUUGAACUGUAACCAUCUCCUGUCAUGUUCAUGCCAAACCUCCAGGAGUGACUGAAACAGAGACAGAAUUAGUCAUUGUUGGUAGGACACUAACCAUGGUGGUGUGGUUCUAGGCUUUUAUAGGUCAAAUGAAGGGUGUGCAUAAUAUGAGGUUGUUUAUCUUAUGGUGGUGUAUAUUUAGGAGAGGAUAGAAUGUAAAACUGAAGGUGGCUCUGUCUGGACGCUGGCUGAAUACUUGAAGGUUAUUUAUGCAACUUUUAAUAUGUCGCAGGUAUUUAUCCACAAUUAUAUGAGAUGUGACAGGUAUGUAUGUACAGUGUCUUUACCUGUUUGGGCUUGAGAUUAAAGUUUUUUUGUAUUUGGAAAAUUUUAAUAAAACACUGACUAUACACAAUGGCUACUACA